Molecule: messenger RNA, 1570 nt
Organism: Diachasmimorpha longicaudata
Lineage: Eukaryota; Metazoa; Arthropoda; Insecta; Hymenoptera; Braconidae
Product: homeobox protein rough-like
Exons: 3
Coding region: 555-1412 (285 amino acids)
Biological process (GO): regulation of DNA-templated transcription
Molecular function (GO): DNA binding; DNA-binding transcription factor activity, RNA polymerase II-specific
Source: RefSeq, a predicted model, not a curated record
GUAAACCCCCUCCCUCGUCUGAUUUUCAAGCCACGAGGUGAGCGAACGAGCGUCGAUCCACCCGGAUUCAGAUGCCCGUUGAACUUUCCUUCCGCGCACACCGUAUCCUCAGCUCCCCAAAAACCAAAACAAACCGGCAAAAAAUAUUCCAACAUCACAUAACAAGUCCUACUAAUAUAACAAAUAAAACUUUGUUUGUAGAUUCAUGCAGAAGCCAGUCGUUCGGUUAAAUCCUCCCCCAAAUUGCUUGACACGACUAAACUAAAUCUCCGAUAAAAAAAUCCAAAAUAAUGAACAAAGUGAUGAUAAACGAUUUAAAAUUUUAAUGACUUGACAUACAAUAUGAUUAAGUUAUAUCCCAAGUGAAAAAAGAGAAUUCUUAACGAGUGCGAAACGUGGAAUUUGAUGACGUGCUGGAAGAAACGAUAUACCUAGAGAAUGUGAGAAGUUGAGAAGUUGGAAUUGAAUCAGUUGUGAACAGAAAGACCUUGUGAGAGCAUCAGAAAAUCAUUCUUACUAAUUAUAACUGUUAAUUAGCCACCUGGGGGAGAAAAAUGUCGACGACAAAGGCUAAUCCUCGACCCUCAUCCCCUAGGAGAUUUUUUGCGCGUUUGUACGGACACUUGGAGACCAAAGAAGAGGUCCAGAAGCUGGGGAAAGGAAAGAACAUCGACGACAAGAGCCCUGAGGAUCUCUCGGUGGAGAGACGUCGGGAUGAAUCCCAAGAGAAAAAGAGUCUUGGGGAUGACGACAAAAGAGAGGAUGUCAAAUCACUGACGGCCGAAAGUAUCGGCAUCCCCUUCCUGCCACACGGAUUUUUCCCCGGAAGUGGAGGACCUCCCCUUCACCUGACGCCUACCGGCCAUCCCGUAACUCUGCCACCUCAUCUCCAUGGAAUCGCUGGACAUCCGGCCUCUGAACACUUUCACGGUUUCUCAGCAGCAUUUCUCGCCAGAAGAAGAAGAAGAGAGGGAAAACCCAGAAGACAGAGAACAACAUUCUCCGGUGAACAAACAGCGAGACUAGAAUUUGAGUACCACAGGGGCGAAUACAUUUCCCGAGGUCGAAGAUUCGAAUUGGCUUCAUCAUUGAGGCUCACCGAGACCCAGAUAAAAAUCUGGUUUCAAAAUCGAAGGGCCAAGGACAAACGAAUCGAGAAGGCGCAGCUGGAUCAGCAGUACAGGAAUUUUGCUGUUUCCAGCGGUCUCGUCAACUUCCCAGUGUACAACAAUUCCUUCUGCAGCUUAUGUUUCUACAAAGACGGUGGCCGAGGAAUAGUGGGGCCGCACACCUGCAUUCCCUAUCGCCCUGACCCUACAGAAACGAGGAGUGAAACCCACCAGAGCAGCAGUGCCAGCAGCAACAGCAGUGAGACAUCUGAAAAUCCACCCCUCGCUAUGUCGCCAGUCUAAAUCCACCCAAUGAUUUAUUCCUCCCACGAUCUCCCCACGUCUCAACCAAAGACAAUUUUUUAAUCUCUAUCAUACAUUUAUUUUAUCUUACUAGGAAUCAGCGAAUGGAUGUCAAAGGAUUUAUCUAAUAAAUGAAAUAAAUCACAUUUGAUUACUGA